GCAACGUGCAUCAAUUCCUCUCUGACCCGACUGUUAAUCUGCAUUCAGACUGAGGCUCCAAUGGUUUUUCUCAGCCGUUCUAUACUGUUAUAGUUUAUUCCCUGGGACUCGUUACUUUUGUAGGCCGAUUGUCGAGUCGGCAGCACAGGAAAAAAAGACAACCUAAACGAAAUCCGGCUUCUCCUCGAUUUAGUGUUACCCGACAUUCCUCCGACGCACGUCCGUCUCCGGUCCAGCUUUGCAGAACCGCGUCUGCCAGCGUGCGUAAUGCAUCGUAAAGAGGAAGCACAGUAAAUAGACGGAGACGUCCAUCUGCAGGAAAGAGGAAACGAAGAUGGUGAUGACAGCUUCACCAAAUUCAACCUGCAAAUGCUCGACAGCAAUGGCGAAGCCUUCCCUUCCCCUAAAGCUCUUCCUCUGGGUGUUUAUCCUCAUUAAUCUUUCCAAAAGCUCCCUCCAGAACGAUGACGAUGACGAGGUGUCUAACAAGACGUGGGUGCUUACUCCCAAAGUGUACGAGAGUGAUGUCACGCACAUCUUAAAUGGCCUGCUGAAAGGAUACGAUAACAAGCUCAGACCUGAUAUUGGAGUCAAACCGACAGUGAUCCACACGGAUAUGUUUGUCAACAGCAUUGGCCCAGUGAAUGCCAUCAAUAUGGAAUACACCAUCGAUAUAUUUUUCGCUCAAACCUGGUACGACAGAAGGUUAAAAUUCAACAGCACAAUGAAGGUCCUUCGUCUCAACAGCAACAUGGUCGGGAAGAUCUGGAUCCCAGACACUUUUUUCCGCAACUCAAAGAAAGCCGACGCCCACUGGAUCACCACACCCAAUCGUAUGCUCAGGAUAUGGAACGAUGGAAGAAUACUUUACACCCUCAGGUUGACCAUCGAUGCCGAGUGCCAGCUUAAACUGAACAACUUCCCCAUGGAUGAGCACUCGUGUCCCCUGGAGUUUUCAAGCUACGGAUACCCCAAGGAGGAGAUUGUGUACAAGUGGAAAAGGAGCUCAGUGGAGGUUGGGGAUAUUCGCUCAUGGAGGCUUUACCAGUUCUCCUUUGUGGGCCUGAGGAACAACUCUGAAGUUGUCAGAACGGUUUCAGGUGACUAUGUGGUGCUCACUGUCUUUUUUGACCUGAGCAGGAGGAUGGGCUACUUCACCAUCCAGACUUACAUCCCAUGUACUCUCAUCGUCGUCCUCUCCUGGGUCUCCUUCUGGAUCAACAAGGAUGCAGUACCUGCAAGGACCUCAUUAGGCAUCACGACUGUGCUGACCAUGACCACACUAAGUACCAUUGCCAGAAAAUCUCUACCCAAAGUGUCAUAUGUGACCGCCAUGGACCUGUUUGUAUCUGUCUGCUUCAUUUUCGUCUUUGCUGCACUCAUAGAGUAUGGCACACUGCACUACUUUGUCAGCAACAGGAAGCCGAGUGCCAAGAAGGACAAGAAGAAGAAAAACCCGCUCCUCCGGCUCUUUUCCUCAAAGCAGACACCAACUGUAGACAUCCGUCCACGCUCUGCUACAGCCAUCCAGAUGAACAACGCCACACACAUGCAGGAGCGAGAUGAGGAAUAUGGUUACGAGUGUCUCGAUGGGAAGGACUGCACCAGUUUCUUCUGCUGUUUUGAAGACUGCCGCUCUGGAGCCUGGCGGCAUGGCAGGUUGCACAUUCGCAUCGCAAAGAUAGACUCAUAUGCUCGUAUUUUCUUCCCCACUGCAUUUGCUCUCUUCAAUCUGGUCUACUGGGUCUCCUAUCUCUAUCUCUAGGCACCGGUAUGAAUCCAGCUUUAUCCUACAGUUCAUUACAUCCUACAUACACGCUGCGCCAGCAAAUGACAUUCAAGGAAGGGACCCACAGAAAUACCCCCAAAGUUAAUUUGAUUUUCUUGUAUUUACAUUGUUUUAUUCCCUUUAAAACUUUCAUGCAAAUGUUGUAGCAUUACAUUUAACUGGUGUGAGACAGUUUAGAGUUAUGUUGUAAAAGCAUCAACUGUGUGAGAGAAUAAUUUGAUUUUAAGGUGUUUUUUUAAUUACUAUUUCUCAGUCUGUGCACAUAUCAGGUAGAAUGUUCACUUUAUACUGUAGAAUUUAAAAGACCAAGAUAAAUGCACAAGUCCGAGUAAUGUCAACAAUCACAAUACGUUUAACUAAAAUAAUUUGGAGAAAGAAUGGCAUCCAUUACAUGGGAUUUAAUUACAUAAAAAGGCAUGAUCACUGCAGACAUAGCACUGAAAUAAUCACGUUACUACUAAAUGUUUUCCAAUAAAUCUUUCUUUAUAAUUUCUCCUUUAAAUGUUUUCUCUUAAAAAUCUAAAUCUAAAGCACUUUAUGAGAGCUAUGUUAAACAGAAAUUGUUUUUCAUUCUGACAAAAUGUUCCUCAUUGUCUUCAGCACACACAUGUGUGAUGAUAUAUCACAUUAAUCAUGUGAGGUCAGACUAAAAUGAUGCUUUUUAUCAAUAAUGCUUAACUGUACAGACACUGUAUAUAUUUUAUUAUUAGAUGGUGGUUUACUUUUAUUGCAUGCACUUUUGAGGCCAAAAAUAUUUAUUUUGUGGUCUUCUGCUGUUGGCUAUGAAACCUUAAAAAAACUAUCAAAAAUAAAGCAGCAAUGCAAAUUUCCAUUUUAUUAUUUAUUAAUUUAUUUGUUUAUUUGUUCAUUUAUUUACUUAUUAAACUUGAAAUCUUAUAAGUAGCCUCAGAAUACCAAUUUCUAAUGCAGGCUUAUUUAUUUAUUGAAUCAGUGCAGUAUUUCAGGGGAAAAAAACUGUCAAAUAAUUUAUUUCAAUCAUUAUUUCAUGGCGCUCUCCAUUUCCUCUUAAACUCAUAAUUACAAACAACACUCUUCAACUUGGGUUAUACAAGCUGCUAAAGUGGGAUGCAAAAGUUUGCGCAGCCCUGAUAAUCUUCAUGAUUUUCCUGUAUAAAUUGCUGGUUGUUAUGAUGAUUUUUUGUUGUUAAAUAUAUCAGAUAGGGGACACAGGGUGAUAUUUGAGAAGUGACAUAAAGUUUAUAGGAGUUAUGGAAGAGGUGCAUUAAUUGUUGCAUACAUUUGGGCACCACGAAAAAGAAACUACUAGUUUUUCCUCCUUUUGCAGAAAUAACCCUCUAAAUUCUUCUUAUAGCUUCCAAUGAAAGUCUGGAUUCUGGCUGAAUGUAUUUUGGACCAUUCUUCUCAACAAAACAUCUCUGGUUCUUUCAGGUUUGAUGGCCUCUGAGCGUGGACAACUCUCUUUUACUCACACCACAAAUGUUCAAUAAUAUUCAGGUCUGGGGACUGAGAUGGCCAUUCCAGAACGUUCUUCUUGUUCCUCUGCAUGAAUGCCUUAGUAGAUGUUGAGCAGUGUUUAGAGUUGUUGUCUUGUUGAAAGAUCCAGCCCUGGUGCAGCUUCAGCUUUGUCACUGGUUCCUGGACAUUGGUCUCUAGAAUCUGCUGAUAUUGAGUGGACUCCAUGCGCCCCUCAGCUUUAACAAGAUUCCCAGUCUCUGCACUGGUCACACACCCCACAGCAUGAUGGAACCACCACCAUGUUUUGCUGUAGGUAGCAGGUGGGUGUUUAUUUAUUUAUUUUGGGAAUUUUGUGUUAUUUUUCCUCCAUGCAUAAGGCCUUUAUGUCCAACUAUCUCAAUGUUAGUUUCAUCAGUCCACAUCACCUUAUUCCAAAAUGAAGCUGGCUCAUCCAAAUGUGCUUUAGCAUACCUCACGUGGCUCUGUUUGUACUGUGGGUGGAGAAAAGGCUUCCUCUGCAUCACUCUCACAUACAGCAUCUCCUUGUGUAAAGUGCGCCGAAUAGUUGAACGAUGCACAGUGACUCCAUCUGUAGCAAGAUGAUGUAGGUCUGUGGUGCUGAUCUGUGGGUUGACUCUUGACUGUUCUCACCAUUCUUUGCUUCUGUUUAUUCAAGGUUUUCAUUGGUCUGCCACAUGGAGCCUUAACUCGAACUGAACUUGAACAGGGUGUGUCCGUGGACAUCCAUUUUCUCAAAAUGUUCCUAACUGUGGAAACAGACAGCUGAAAUCUCUGAGGCAGCUUUCUGUAUCCAUGCUCUAAGCCAUGACGGUGAACAAUCUUUCAGGUCAUGUGAGAGUUGUCAUGAUACCCCAUGUUGCUGCUCUUCUGAGAACAUUCAAAGAGGAGGGAAACUUACAAUUGGCCCCUUCUUUCUCAUAUUGGAUUCACCUGUGCAUGAAGGUCAAGGGUCACUGAGCUUAUUAAACCUGUUUUGAGUUCCAAUAAUUUGGUCUAAAUGUUUUGGAAUCAACAAAAUGUCAACAGUGCCCAAAUGUAUGCACCUGCCUAAUUUUGUUUAAACAAUUAUUUCACACUGUCUGUAAAUCUCAAACAUUCUUCCACUCCUCAAAUAUCACUGUGUGUCUCCUAUGUGAUAAAUUUAACUGAAAUGUUGUAUUAUAACAACCAACAAUUUAUACAGGAAAAUCAUGAAGAUUAAUAAGGCUGCCCAAACUUUCACACCCCACUACAUGGGAAACAGAACUGUGAAAAAACCUGAUUUUAAUGGAGCUGAACCAAAAAACAAAAAAAAAAAAGUAUGGUAAUUGGAAAUGUCUGCAGUUGUGAUGUUGUCCAUGGGAAAAUUUUGGAACAAAGAAAACAAAAUCAAAUCUUCAAGGCUCAAAGGAGCCUCAACGUGAUAGUUUUGCUUUUUGAGUGUGGUUAAUUGUGUGAUCACAGCAACAUUUGGCUUGCAGACGCAGAUCAAUAGGAAGCACAACAUGGAAAAUGUUGGUGUUCCAGGUCUGAACCCAAUGUGUAAAAACAGAUCAUUCUAAUUACAACGCCCUCACCAAUUGGUUUCAACAAACACCAGUAUGCAACUGAUAGUGCUGCAGUAUUGAUUUGUAAAACUCAUAGGAAAUAGGUGUAAAUAACAUUGUUUAUGUACAUAAUUUAUUAACAGGAGACAAACAUCUGGCAUUUUCUAAAAGGUUAUAUAUAUAUUUUGUAACUUUAGGCUUAUAGAGUACAUCAUUAUUCACUCUAACAGACCUAUUGUAUCAUGCUGACCAUGCAACAUAAUGGAUGUGUGGGAGAGGUGCAAUGAUUAUUUAUUAUAUAUUUGUUGAUGGCAUUUUUAUUUUAUUUUUAUUUAUUUUUUAAGAAAACAACAUGUAUUUAUGCUCAUACAGCCCCUGGGAAAAUAAAAAAAUAUAACUCAGAAUGCUGUCAUUUAUAUCAAUGAUGCAUUAUUGUUUAAUGUGUCAAUAUACCUUGAGCUUAUUUAUCUUGUGUUUCUCUAUGUUGUGAUUAAUGUGCACUACUCUCACAAAGGCCUGUCAAACUGUUAUUAUUGUUGAGUGACUUGCAACAUUAUCUGUUGUGCUGCUUCUGAGUCGUGGAUUUUAUUUAGAUGACUUAGUAUUAUAUAAAAAAAAAGGAAAAUUAACAGUUUCGUAGCCACCAGAAGGAGUGCAUCUGCUUGUCUCCUCUCAGUUUCUCUUACAACACAAGCUUGUUUCAGUCUUAUAUUUUUUGUUAUAAUCAGUCAAGUAUAAAACAUUUAUUAGAUUAUUUCAUAAUUCCAAAAACGUCUCUCCUUGUAUUUCAGAAGGUGAUCCUGCUGUGAUCCAAAGCUGCCACAUAGUAGUCCAAACUCGUCUUCAGUGUUGUUUCUCACAUUUGUAUGAACAUGAGAUUAUCAGUAGCAAUAGGCUGGUCAUAAUCAGAGGAAAAAAGCGUAAGCAGGAUAUUAUAAUGUGCCAAACCUAACCCACACACAUGCACAGAGAUAAUGGAAGUUUUAUAUUAUGUGUUUAAUAACACUGAAGCAGACAUGGAUGUGUAGGUGUUCUAGAAUUACAUUUCCUCAGGUUUUUUACUUGUUUCCGCCUAUUCUGUUCUGUCAACGCAUAAAUUGACAUGUCACAAAGAAACGUAAAUGCAAAUCACCUUGAUGGCAUUUGAUUAUUGGGAGAUGGCGAGCUGGAAGACAUUUGUGCCUGAUGGCUGAAAGUGGAAAAAAAAUCUAUUUUGAAGAAGUUGACCUCAUUCGUGCUCGUAAUCAUUUGCCUCAUGAAGACAUUACUGUUUACCGUUCUUGUGUUUGACAGAGCUGCUAUAUUUAUUUUCAAACUCUUAGAAAAGACCCAUAUACAAUAAAAACAUUAUACAAAUGUUAUAUAUCCCUUGUAUUGUGUUGGAAAGCUGUUUACACCUGUGGUGUUAGUGAGUCCAUUUGGACCCAUGAGUUAAAAAUGCUUGAAAAUGUUUAAAAUCUCCAGUUUGCUUCGAAUGUUGUUUUUCACUUAAUUGCUGGCUUAGUAUGUAUUCAUAUAAAUGGAACCAGUGUGUGAAAUGUAUUUUAGUUGGCUCCACAGACACAGUAUUUUAAAAUAUACCACUCAUUUUUGAUUGCAAAAACUGUUUAAAUUCACUAAAUAUGUCUUUUUCUUAUAUAAUGAUUAAUAAUAAACAAUAACUGUGUUAUAAACUAAUAUUAGAGUACACCUACCAAAAAUAAUUAUAAUUUUUUUUACUAUUUAAAAUUAUUAGCAAUAGUGACAUCUUUGUUGUUUCAGGUCAAAACAAACCUGCAUCGAUAAAUGGUAGGAUAAAGCCAACAGGUCAAAUUUUUCCCAUAAAACCAACUUUUAUUUAACCAGACCAAUUAACCAAACAAUUUAACCAUAAAAUGAACAAUGAUAAACAACACUGUGUGUGUGGUUUUGUGCACGCACAUUAGGGGUUGCAUCAACUAGUCGACCACUGCUCUGCACUUACUUUUUAUGCCUUUCAUAGACUAGUCGCUGUCACGUGAUAAUGACCGACAAGAUGGAGUUCUCGGAAAAGACAGCAGGUGACAAGCCCCUGCGCUCUGUGCCAGAGCAUUGGUAUCUGACACCUGCGGUAAAACGGACAUUUGACCGAAUUGUGACCUUUACCCUCUCCCCUCACCCCCAUCCCAUCCUUAACCAGUUUGUGAAUUCAAACCUUUGUUUUGCGUUUCAUCGUUCCUCUCAAACACGCUUAAUGGAAAAUUUAGACUGACAUAGUGGGUAAAGGUUAGGUUGGGGGUGAGGGGAAGGUUAAAUAGCAAGAGGGUAAAGGUCACAAUUCAGUGAAAUCUCCAUUUUACCACGGGCGUCAAAAAGCAACGCACUGUGCCAGAGCGUCUCCUCCUGACGUGUGUCGGAAAAAAACGCUUGGCCACCCAUCGUCACUUUUAGCCAAUUCAGGUGUAUGACAUCAUCAAUGAUUAGUCGAAGUCGACUAGAUUUUCAUUACUUGACUGUCGACUUUUAAAAACAUUAAGGUCAUGCAGCCUCUAGCGCACAUGUACAUGCAUUGAUCAUAAACUGAACGUUGAAAAUAAUAUGGUGCAGGUAUGUUGUUCUGAAUUAGCCAUAAUCUAAACAAUGGAAACAAUGAAAACAAACCAUAAUUUGAAGUGUGUGUGUGUGUGUGUGUGUGUGUGUGUGUGUGUGUGUGUGUGUGUGUGUGUGUGUGUGUGUGUGUGUUGGUGAUGUGGACUAUAACAAUGCACACUGGGGGCCAUAACUGAUCCUCAGAGCAAGGCAUAGCUUUUAAGUGAUGUAUACAACAGCCAGUUUUCUCUGCUGGGUCAUUUUGGACCCGUAACACCACAGAUGUAACUUAUCUUUUUUUUUUUGAGACCUUUAGAAUUUACUAAAAAUGUGAAAAUUCAUUUUGCUGCAUUUAAAUAGGUGUGUCUGAGGAUUAGAUGAAGCCUCAUUCCAGGAUAACAAGAGGAAAGUGUACUUUUUGCACAGUUAAACUUGAAAGCAGGUCCAUUUUGACCCGUAACACAACAGAAGGGAUAUAAAUAUAUAAGUGUAUGUCCAAGAGAACCGGAAAUACAGGGCUCAGUAAAAAAAAAAAAAAAAAAAAAAAAAAAAAAAGACAAACAGCAAAUCAACUCUGUAAGACUCUCAUCCAUACAGCAUUUUGUUUUCAUCCAUGUAUAUUUAACCAUUGAAUGAAAGGGCACUGAUCAGUUCUGCAAGUCUGGAUGUUACAUUACAAAUGUUAUGGAAAAGUCCUUUUCAUAAGAAAAUAUAACAUAGUUGUGGAAUUUUACAAUAAAAUGGUUACAUUUCUCAC
This is a messenger RNA of Nothobranchius furzeri (turquoise killifish), 8077 nucleotides long. RefSeq names its product gamma-aminobutyric acid type A receptor subunit gamma2 (gene gabrg2). NCBI's taxonomy places the organism in Eukaryota, Metazoa, Chordata, Actinopteri, Cyprinodontiformes, Nothobranchiidae. The record is from RefSeq and is a predicted model, not a curated record. Gene Ontology annotation, biological process: chloride transmembrane transport; regulation of postsynaptic membrane potential; signal transduction. Gene Ontology annotation, cellular component: GABA-A receptor complex; dendrite membrane; synapse. Gene Ontology annotation, molecular function: inhibitory extracellular ligand-gated monoatomic ion channel activity; GABA-gated chloride ion channel activity; GABA-A receptor activity.